AUGGCAGUAGAUUCGCGAUUAGUUACCGCACACGGCGCCACGGAGCAUUCAGCGGAGCCGGCGUUGCUCCCCACGACCUCCACGUUCUACUCUUCCAACAAAUCCGCCGAUUCCUCCUCAUCGCCUUCCACCUCUUCGUACUCCUCGAACGGCAGCACCGCCAAAGCCUAUCAUGACGUCCCUAUCUACCGCGCGACGGACGCAGCGCCUCUGCCCGAGGCGCCUUCGCCUUCCUUUAGUCCGUUUCGCACCGCGCCAUACAGCGACCGCUUUAUUCCUAGCCGCUCGUCGUCGCUCGCCUUCUCCUUCCCGCUCCUCGACCGUCCCGGCGACCCUCCGCAAACGUCGCACGGUUUCGGCGCGGGCCCCGAGGGGCGGGAGGACAGCGCAGCAGCGUACUCGCUGCUGCUGAAGUCGCAGCUGCUCGGCGCGCAUCUCUCCGCGCCGCCUGCGCUAGGAUCGAGUUCCGCACAAGAGUCGGAAAAUCUCUUCCGAUAUAUUAACGGCGCAAGCAGCGCAGGCGGCGCCGCGGAUCAUGGCGGGGGAAGCGGGCUGGACUCGCCGCUGUCGCUGUCGCCCAUCGGGUUGGACGCCGCCUUGUGCGGGCUGCCGUUCAGCCCCAAAAAGGCGCCACGGAAAAUUGCAAGAUCGCCUUUCAAGGUCCUAGAUGCGCCCGCGCUACAGGACGACUUCUAUCUGAACCUCGUCGACUGGUCGUCCACCAACGUGCUCGCCGUGGGGCUCGGCUCGUGCGUCUACCUCUGGAGCGCCGCCAGCAGCAAGGUGUGGGACGUGGUGAAGGGGCGUCGAGUGCGGUCCAUGGGCGGCCACAGGGUGCGAGUGGGAGCCAUGGCGUGGGCGGCGAACGUGCUGGCAACAGGCAGCCGCGACCGCAGCGUGCUGCAGCGGGACGUGCGCUCGCCCGUGGACUUUGUAGCUCGACUCACGGCUCACCGGAGUGAAGUGUGCGGACUGAAAUGGUCGCCUGAUGACAGGGAGCUGGCAUCCGGAGGGAAUGACAACCAGCUCCUAAUCUGGAGUGUGCUAACGUCACAGCAGCCAGUGGUGCGGUUCACGCAGCACCAGGCGGCAGUGAAGGCCAUCGCCUGGUCGCCGCACCAGCACGGGCUACUGGCCUCAGGGGGCGGCACGGCUGACCGCUGCAUCCGCUUCUGGAACACCGCCACAGCCACGCCGCUGUCCUGGGUCGACACCGGUAGUCAGUUGGCCACUCUAACCGGCCACACCAUGCGGGUGCUCUUCCUCGCCGUGUCGCCAGACGGCCAGACCAUUGUAACGGGAGCGGGCGAUGAGACCCUUAGAUUCUGGAAUGUCUUUCCGGGAACCAAGUCACAGGAACCCCCAAGCUCGUCCAUGCUGGCAUCAGAGCGCAGCCACAUUCGAUGA
Molecule: messenger RNA, 1407 nt
Organism: Closterium sp. Yama58-4
Lineage: Eukaryota; Viridiplantae; Streptophyta; Zygnematophyceae; Desmidiales; Closteriaceae
Source: the annotation of a GenBank genome assembly